CCGCACUCCUCCUUCCCCGCCCCGGUAGUCGAGUCCUCCUCGCUGCUGCGGCCUUCGGGGUCCCCCUCACCCUCCGCCCCGAGGCCACCUCGCACCGCGUGGGGGGCCCUCCUGCGCAUGCGCGCGGCCCGUCCUCUGCGGCCCCCCCCCCUCCCCCCAGGGUCCGUCGGGGGCUCCCCAGGGCUCUGGCUCCUGCGCUGUGUCUUGCCACAGCCGACCCCCCCCCCCCGCCUUUCCACCGGUGAAAUGGCCCGUCGGCAGUUCCCCCGGGCCCGCGGGGCGGCCCGAGUUCGUCCGGGGCCGUGGGGGAGAAGAUAGCGACUGCCGGAGCUUCCCCUGCUGCGGCCAACUCUCGCCAAGCAGGCGGCUCUUCUGCCCCCGGUGGUUUUUGGUUUGUGGUUGCGGCUGUCCUAGAGUUCCCGUGGUCCCCGAGUGAGAAGUGCAGUGCACUCUGGGCCAAGAAGUUUUUGCUCCUCUGAAGCUGUUCUGCCUGUGUCCUCAGGGUUCUGUGUCUCUUCGAUACCUGCUUUGGUGAGCCCCAGGCAGGCUCUCCACCCCUUCCCGGGGUCAUUGUGGAAGGACCAUGGCAGACACCGGGGAGGGGAAAAAGGAGGAAGCUGAUUAUAAAAGACUUCACAGCUUUCCACUGAUCAGGCACACGGACAUGCCAGAGGAGAUGCGUGUGGAAGCCAUGGAGCUGUGUGUCACAGCAUGUGAGAAAUAUGCCACCAACAACGAGAGUGCUGCCAAGAUGAUCAAAGAGAUGAUGGACAAGAAAUUUGGGUCCUCCUGGCAUGUGGUGAUUGGGGAAGGUUUUGGCUUUGAGAUCACUCACGAGGUGAAGAAUCUGCUCUACAUGUUCUUUGGUGGCAGCCUGGCUGUGUGUGUCUGGAAGUGCUCAUGACAUCUGGCUGGGUCCCAGACUUACUGCAUACAUGAGAUUCUUCCUUCUCUUCACAGGUUUUGUACAAUCUGGAGGUGGGGCUUUAUUUUUCAUAGUAAAACUUUGAGAUUUUUUUUUUCAUACUGAUGUACCAAUUCCAUGGGAUACAUAUUGUUGGGGUGGGUGUGUGCAUGUGUGUGUGCACCAAGUUAUCUAGUCCUUGUCCAGGGAAUAUCUCAUCUGAUUGUGGCUCUUUUCUUGGCAGUUGAAUCUAAGCAGGAAGAAGGUGGUAAAUAGGUAACUCAUGAGACACUAUGCAGCCAUAUAGCAGCACUAGGAGGGGGAGGUAAAAGAGAAAAGGUGCUAUCUAGCACUCUGUUUUUCCUCCCACUUGUUCCACGUUGUGUUCUUUCUUCUCUGCCUUCCCUACUACUGCAUGGAAUGGCUCUGACCAAUGACUGUCUCUCCUCUGAAUUCCAAUGUUAACAGCAUUUUCUUCCUCCCUAAGAUGACCGUAGAGAACUGGUUGUGUCAAGGAUCUCCCUUUGGGUUAUCCAUGGAGGUGUUAGCUACAGAAAAGCAGACUUAGCAUACCCCGCUCCCCGCUUGCUUUGGGAAGGUGCAACAGCUGAGCUGCCUGGGUGUAGGAGGUUGCUAUGCAAACUACCCCCUCUUUUCUCACCCACUGCACACUGAGAUAGCAUUAAAACACAGGCAGUUGAUGAUGUCUGGGGAGUGGGUGAGAACUCUUCAUAAGGCUUGAUUGCUUCUCUGUCAGUUUUUGGGGGUGUCAUGAGAGAUAUCACUUGGUCAUCAGAGACUUAAUGUCUUUUUGGACUUGCAUUCCUUUAGCCUGUUUCAUUUUUUUAAAGCUGUCAGUGUUGGAGGAUGGAGUGUAUGUAAUUGUAUUUUACAUAUAUGACAUAUUUAUAGAAAUCUGGGAAACUGUUUUUACAAUAAAAAAAACAGUAAAAUGUC
Rhea pennata is the source of this 1861-nucleotide messenger RNA. RefSeq names its product dynein axonemal light chain 4 (gene DNAL4). Gene Ontology annotation, biological process: microtubule-based process. Bases 584 to 904 code for a protein of 106 amino acids. The record is from RefSeq and is a predicted model, not a curated record. The transcript has 4 exons. NCBI's taxonomy places the organism in Eukaryota, Metazoa, Chordata, Aves, Rheiformes, Rheidae. Gene Ontology annotation, cellular component: dynein complex.